AUGUCCCAAACCCUUAUUUCCCAAAUUCACAAUAUUUCAAUAUUUCCACUGUACAAAAUCUCCUUACCGCCGUUUCACUAUUUCCACUGUCCGCCAUUUCCGUUCAGUACCCUUACGACCACCACCAAACCCGCAACUCUCCCUCCCGGCCCACUCCACAUCCCCAUCCUCACAAGCCUCCUAUGGCUCCGAAAAUCCUUCUCCCAACUCGAACCUUUUCUCAAAACCCUUCACGCCAAACACGGUCCCAUCAUCGCUCUCAGAAUCGGUUCUCGACCUUCCGUUUUCAUCACCGACCGUUCUCUCGCUCACCAUGCUCUCGUUCAUAACUCGUCAAUCUUCUCCGGCCGCCCUAAAGCACUUCCCACCGGAAAGCUCAUGUCCAGCAACCAACACAAUAUCAGUUCCGCUUCUUAUGGUGCUACAUGGAGAACCCUCCGCCGUAACCUGGCCUCCGAGAUGCUCCAUCCAGUGAAAGUCAAAUCUUUCUCAGAAAUCCGGAAUUGGGUCCUUGACACUCUCAUCAACCGUCUCAAAACGGCUUCGGAGUCUGAAUCCUUUAUGGCUAUUCCCCACUUUCAUUAUGCAAUGCUCUGUUUACUUGUUUUUAUGUGUUUUGGUGAAAGAGUUAGCGAUGAGAAAGUUAAUGAAAUUGAACGUGUACAAAGGACGCUUCUGUUGAGUAUGAGCAGAUUCAAUAUAUUGAAUUUUUGGCCUCAAGUUACUAAGAUUUUGCUCAGGAAAAGAUGGGAGGAGUUGUUAAAGUUGCGUAAGGGUCAGGAAGAUGUUUUACUUCCGCUGAUGAGAGCCAGGAAGCAAAAUAAGGGAAGUAAGAGUGUUGUUUCUUAUGCGGAUACUCUCUUGGAGUUGGAGUUAAAGGAGGAGAAUCACAAGUUGAAUGAAGAUGAAAUGGUUAGUCUUUGUUCUGAGUUUUUGAAUGGUGGCACGGACACGACUUCCACGGCUUUGCAGUGGAUUAUCGCGAAUUUGGUCAAGUAUCCGGAUGUGCAGAGAAAGCUUGUGGAGGAGAUUAGGGAGGUAAUUGGUGGUGAUGAUAGUGGAUUGACCAAGAUAGUGGCACCUGGCGGUGAAACUUUGGGUGGUGUAAUUGGUGCUUUCCAACACAUGAUACGAACUGAAGGCAUCUUUUCUCUAUACAAGGGUUUAGUACCGUCACUUAUAAGCAUAGCUCCUUCUAGUGCUGUUUUUUAUGGUGUAUAUGAUAUGCUAAAAUCAUCUUAUCUGCAUUCACCCGAAGGAAUGCAAAGAACCCAGAAUUUGCAUAAACAGGGUCAGGAACUGAGUGCCUUUGAUCAGCUUGAGUUGGGGCCAGUAAGGACAUUGUUGUAUGGGGAUAUUGCUGUGGAACAAGGAGGCGUUUCAGCCCUCUAUGCUGGACUUGUUCCCAGCUUAUUACAGUCAAAUAUGACUACUGACAAAGGAGUAGAUGGUUCUGAUGCAUCCUUUUCCAUUUCCAUGGCCGAAAAUCAACCUCAAAAUAAUCUACCGAUGCCUAUAACAAAUCCACCUCAAACUAUUAAUUUAGACAAUGUUCAUACUAGUAAAUGA
Messenger RNA from Vicia faba (fava bean), 1569 nucleotides. The record is from the annotation of a GenBank genome assembly. NCBI's taxonomy places the organism in Eukaryota, Viridiplantae, Streptophyta, Magnoliopsida, Fabales, Fabaceae.